CAGACCAGUUCAAACUAUAACGGAUACCAAUUCGGCCGCUCCUACGGAAACGUCGCUUCCACACCGGCGUCUCCUUUUGGGUCAGCUGCAUCUCUAAAACCGAUCCGCUCGCCAACAUCCUAUUCCAAUUUCGGAAUCAGUUGCGGGCCCUCGAAUCUCAGACCAGUCAGCGAUUCACGACGAUCCAGUGUUGAUCGAGGCUCGCUAAACACGGGCACGGACUACACAACAUCUCUGUCCAGUUUAUCUAGCGGUCGCUAUCCAAGUAGUAGUCUUUCUAGUCGCGAAUCUGGUUCCGGUAGAUUUCUAAAUCACCUUAAACCUUCAACCAGUUACAGUAGAUCCAACAGCUCCAAACUUGCCUCCCAACCCCUACCGGAAGAUAAAAAUGAAUCGGGGGAAGCCGCGGGUAAAUAUUUUGUGGCUGUAAGCCGAGCAUGUUCCACUGAAGAGGAUCCCAGUUUACGAAACAAAAUCACAGGAAUUUCGGCAACAAAAACUGAAAAAAUGGAACGUCGAUUAGAUUACAGCUAUUUAACUAACGGCACUCAGACCACUGAUGAUAUUCUUCUACCAGCCACCAAAGGUUCGGCUGGUUCACCAACUUCAAAAAUCAACAUUCCACGUCGAUUGAAUAUUGGCGGACGAUAUUUAAACCAACUCUCAAAGCAAGAAAACGAACCACAAAGCCCUCAACCCGGACGAGGUGGUUGGCGAGAAUCUGUAUAUGGAGUUGAUUACUCUGCCAAAUUACGAGCACAAACCCAACCACCCGGUUCACCUUUGGUGACAGCCACAGCAACCACAGUGACUCCGGCAGCUACAGCUACAUCAAACUUGUCCGUCGCGGAACAACGCCGCCUAGAGCGCGAUCGGAUGUUGGAAGAGGAAUGGAAAAAUCAAAUUCAGUUGGAAAUUGAGCGUGAACGACGCCGACUAAGACAACUUGAAAGGAAAGCCAAAUGGGAAAAAGAUGAACAGAAAAAUUUGGAAUUGGAAGAAGAAAUAAAACGCCGUAGACAAGUGGCAGCUGAACUGGCAGAAAAAGAAGCUCAGUUGCGCCUAGAGGAACAGCGUAGAAAAGACUCAGUCGCUCGACGUGGAUUUGAACCACCCUCCUCCCAGGAUCCUAUCCAGAAAGUAAAUGACUGGAAACGACAAUAUUCACUCCACGAUGCGGACCCGCCAUCCGCAGGUGAAAUGAGUGGUUCGCAACUAUGGGACGUUGUUGAAAAACCUGAUGAGGCCGGUGUAGUCAAGCUGCGUGAAGGUGUGGUCCGAACACGGCCACAUUUGCGCAGAUCCGAGGCCUCACGUUAUUCACGUGAUUCCGAGGCCACAAUCCGACAGGACACAUUAACUUCCGAACAGAAAUACAACGGCCGACUUGGUGGCCUCGGUUCGCGGCGUCGAAGUUCUAUACUAGCAUCCGGUGUGAAUUCCUAUGCUACGCAACACACUGACAUUGACGACUUGUUGACAGAGAAGUUUGCCAACGCUACUGACGCUAACAGUGGGGCGGCCAAAAUUAACACCGAGAGUAGGGAUUAUUAUGCGGAUGGAAUCGGGGACUCGGAGGAAGAGGAAGAAGUAAAGCUAGUUUACAAAUCUUGGAAGUCAAAAGAGAUAUUCCAAAAAAUGACCACAGACGUGCAAAAUUUGCUCAUGAAGAGCCACAAACGACUGAUUAAUGUUCGCAUGUUGAUGGAAAUUUGCCGAAACAAAUAUCAUGACCGCCGAUUCACGGAUGCAGAGGAGAAAGCGUUUCGUGGAUACAAAACCGCAAACGAGCUGCUCAUCGAAUCUGGAAUCGAUGUGAAAAAAAUAUCUGUGGAUUCCUGCUACUUUGCUGAUGCUCCCGGACUUCGUUGCAAACCACUGUCCCUUUUUCGUAUGUGA
Echinostoma caproni is the source of this 1899-nucleotide messenger RNA. Lineage: Eukaryota; Metazoa; Platyhelminthes; Trematoda; Plagiorchiida; Echinostomatidae. The record is from the annotation of a GenBank genome assembly.